Molecule: messenger RNA, 3133 nt
Organism: Sebastes umbrosus (honeycomb rockfish)
Lineage: Eukaryota; Metazoa; Chordata; Actinopteri; Perciformes; Sebastidae
Exons: 14
Coding region: 85-2841 (918 amino acids)
Biological process (GO): homophilic cell-cell adhesion; heterophilic cell-cell adhesion
Cellular component (GO): adherens junction
Source: RefSeq, a predicted model, not a curated record
ACAUAUUCACACACACACUUUAAAUGCCCAUAAGCCUCACAUACAGUCAGUCGAUCCAACUCUAUUUCACUCAAUGACACCAUCAUGGGAUGCUCAGGGCUGUUGAUUUUGGGUUUUGUCCUAAAUGUUGCUCACUGCUUGGAAAUUCUGGGUCCAGGUGUUGAGCCAAUUAUUGAGAUCACACACAACAUCACAGCAUUCCUGGGAGAGGAUGUCUACCUGGGCUGUAGAUAUCUGGGCGAGAGUGAGAUCCAGAGCGCCGAGUGGAAACAACAGAUUAACUCCAAAUUUAAAUCCAAAAUUAAAUACAAGCGACUGGCAGGAUUUGUUUAUGGUAAGGUGUUUAACCGCGAUGGCUUCUCAGAGCCAGACUCUCUCACCAACCUCACAGUUAAGAUGAACGUGUCCAGUGUGGAAGUAGAGGGAGAAUACAUCUGUGAGUUUUCAUUCGAGGAUGAGGAUGAGGAUUGUCAUGACAGCACAUUCCUCACUGUAGUCGCUCGGCCUGACAUACAGAUCCUGGUGGAUGCAGAGACCAUGAACGGCUCUCACUACCAGUCGGUGUCAUGCUCUGCCGUCGGUGGCAGGCCUGUGCCUCACAUCAGCUGGUUGGUUGACGGCCGUCCUCCUUCAGAUUACCCUUUUACUGUGGACGUGAGGGCAACCGAUCACCCAAACGGCACCUUCACCCUGAGCAGCAUCCUCCGCUUCCCCACACACCUGCAGGACGAGGACAGCGUUACCUGUGUGGUCCAACACCCGACCCUCCCAAGCCCCAAACUCACCACAGUCAGGGUGGAGACCUACACGAGGCCAAAUGUGACCAUUAAAGCGGAGAUUGUACAACAAGGAGGAAGUGAGUUCUGGGUGGUCUCGUGCAUUUCGUCUGGAGGGAGACCUGCCGCUGACAUUGUCUUGGCUUUGAACACAGACGAAGAGCUGCAGAGAGAGGACAGUACAGACUUAGACAUGCAGACAAGCUCAGUCGUCCUCCCUGCAACCGUGUAUGAGGGGCGUAACGUCACCUGUGUGUUUGACCACCCCACAUUUACACACAAAGUGUCACGAGACAUAACACUGCAGUCUUUCUAUUUGUCAGUUCAGUCGUUGCACUCAGAGCUGAUAAUCAACAGUGAUGACCUCCAAGGCACUGAAUCUUUAGAGGUGCAGGAAGGACAGAGUGACACCGUCAUCAGCCUGAAGGUCAAGGGGAAUGUGCCACAUUACAACGUUACCUGCACAAAAGAUCACGGGCCCUUGCCUGAGGGAUUGGAGCUGGUUGGCAGCAGCCUCACAGUUCAGGGUCCUGUGAAGCAUCAGCAUGCCGGCCUGUAUGAAUGUUUCUUCUCCUAUCACCAUCUUAAAGCAGCGCUGACGUUUAAUGUCACUGUUAAACCUCAAGUUUUCCAGCCUGUUCCUCCCACAAUACGAGUUGAUUUGCAGACGGAAGAUGGACGCAGGGUGAUUGAGUGCUCAGCAGCUGACGCUUCUCCUGCAGCCAACAUGUCCUGGCUUCUACCAGAGGGUGUGUCUGGAGUCUCUUGGUUCAAUUUCACUUCUCAUAAUGGAAGCCACUCUGUCAGGGGAGUUUUACUCCUCCCUGCCUGCUCGCCUUGGGAGCUCACUGCAGAGUGUGUGAUAAAUCACCCUGCGUUUGAGGAGCCACAGAACAGAAGCAUAACCCUCCCUCUUUGCGCUCGCCCUAACAUCACCAUCACCUCUAGCACUGAGUGGAAUGACGGUGAUGAGUACACAAAGGUGGACUGCUCUGUGGACAGCGUUGCCCCUGCAGCAACCAUAACCUGGCAUGUUGGGAACAGUGACAACAGCAUCAGUUAUCUGUCUGAGACUGAAGUCCAGGCUGAUGGUUCGGUUUCGGCCUGGAGCUCUGCACGCUUCUUGUCGUCUUUGUAUUCUGGUCAGAAUUUGAUGUGCACGGUGGAGCAUCCGAGCCUGGAGGCACCAGAAAAAAGAACAAUACACAUUCUUGUGCAGAAAGCCCCUCUGUUCAGUGUGUCUGUGGUGAGACAGCAGGACUCUCCCCUCUGGCUGGCAGUGUGUGAAUGCGGAGGGGAGGGUGUCGGGACGAACCUCGCCUGGAUCCUUCCCGAAAAUGCUAAAGGCCAAAUAUCUCUGCACUCAAAGUAUGAAGGGCAUGUCAUUAAAGCCAGGCUGACUUAUCAGUUCCCUCUGGCCCUUCAUGAGGGGCAGGAAAUGACCUGUGUGUAUCAGUUUAAAGAUGGAGCCACAGAGAAAAAGACCAUCCACAUCCCCAGAUACCAUAUCUCCUCUGUGAGAGUCUUAAACCACACGACUCCUCUGCAAAGCCGCUACGGUGGUGAACCCAUCGCACACAGACUGGCUCUCCAGGAAAAUCAUCACAAGCAGAGAAUACUGCUCCGAGUCGAAGGCAACGUGCCAGAGUACAACCUCAACUGUAAAAGGAGUGAUGGCUCAUUCGUCCAAAUGGACGGGGCUGCAAUGGUCUUCCAGUCAGAGCUCACAGAGCAGGAUGAAGGCCUGUACAGAUGCCGGGCGUCCUUCUAUCACCACGCAGCCACAGUAAACAUUCAGGUGGAGGUCACGAGCAGGGACAAACGGCUUGUACUUGUGGCUAUGAUCUGUGUGUCUUCGGCCUCAGCCAUCAUCCUCAUCUUCAUCGUCACCCUGUGGGUGUGCUGCAAAGGAAAUAGCAGAACAAAAUAUAAGGAGUCUGUCUCAACCUUGACCUCUCUGAUGACGGAGCCCGGCUCUCCUCAGGUGAAGAAGCCAGCAGGGACAGAGAGCGACAGUAAACUGAUCAGUUACUCCAUAGUCCUUGACAUCAAGAGUACAGUGUGAAGAUAAGAAGGCUCUGGAAUACACAUUCUGCUUUACAUUCUGCACAAACUAGAUAUGAAGGCUUACUGGAACUGCAGCAUUGUUUAGGAUUGCACUGUAUUUUAUAUGAGUUCAGCAUUAGAAGUGAAAUAAUCAUUAUUUUUGUAUUGAAAUAUGAGUUAUUCUUAAGGUUUUUAAUUUUGACUGAUUGGCAUUAAUGAUUUAAACGCAUUUUUUCAUCUUACUUGAAUUGUGUACAUUUUUAUGCACAUUGUAUUUUCUGUUAUUGUCAAUAAAAUCCUCAAAAUAUAAU